UUUAAAGUCAUUUCAGAAUCCGAGAUGCCGGAAGUUCAACAAGUGUCGAUAUUGGUAUCGACACAAAGUUCAUCCUCUUCGGACUUCUUAACCGGACGGUUUUCUAAUUAUGGUAGAAUGCUCCGGGUGGUUGCUCGGAUACGACGCUGGUUAAAGUACAGACGCCAUGAACCUGUCUGUUCGGUUUCCCUAUCAAUUUUGGAAUUGAGAGACGCGCUCACUGCUAUCACUCGUUAUGUACAACGAAAAACCAUGUCAGAUCUUAUUGUCGAGUUACAAAACAGGCGACCUGUUUCAUCAAAGGCGUUUUCACGUUUGAUGCCGUUUAUAGAUGAUAACGGGAUAGUACGCGUAGGAGGGCGUCUACAAAAUGCCGACCUUCAUGAACAUCAAAAACACCCUAUUCUGCUCACCCGGGAUUGUCAUUUGGCUAUGCUUUUGUGUCAGCAUUGGCAUCGCGUCACUUGUCAUUCUGGACCCCGACUUAUUGUCAGCCUUAUUGUGCGCCAUUUCUGGAUCAUAUCUGUUCGUGUACUCGUGCGUCGAGUGGCGACCAUGUGUAGUACAUGUGUACGUUUAGCUGCCGUUAAUCCUCAGCCACUGAUGGCUGACCUGCCUACUUCUCGUGUUCAGCAGUGUCGUGUGUUCCAACGUGUAGGAAUUGAUUAUGCCGGCCCUUUCUCCUUCAAAGAAACGUCUCUCCGAAAGUCCAGAGUUUAUAAGGGAUAUGUGGCAAUAUUUGUCUGCUUUGCUGUUAAAGCCACUCAUUUAGAAGUAGUGUCCAGUUUGUCUACGGAGGCAUUUCUGGCUACCUUAGAUCGAUUUGUAGCAAGACGGGGUAUUCCCACAGACAUUCAUUCAGAUUGUGGUACAAAUUUUAUCGGAGCAGCUAAUGUUUUACGGUCACUCAUCCAGACUGAGGAUGCACGGGAGCGAAUUGAAGCGUCAAUACCCGCUCAUUGGCAUUUCAACCCCCCAUCUGCGCCCCACUUCGGUGGACUUUGGGAGGCGGCAGUCCGUGCCAUGAAGGCACGACUAACGCGGGUACUAUGUAACCAUGUACCCACGUAUGAAGAAUUUACUACUCUAAUUACCCGGGUUGAGGCUGUACUGAAUUCUCGACCAUUAACCCCUAUGUCUGCAGACCCUCAAGAUUUAGACUACCUAACACCCGGACAUUUUUUAAUUGGCCAACCUCUCCUAGCCAUUCCAUACCCUCCCACACCAGAGAUCUCAAAAAAUCAACUCCAACGAUGGAAAUUAUUUGAGAAUUGCCAACAGAGUUUUUGGAAGCUGUGGUCUCAGGACUAUCUACAUACAUUACAACAACGGUCGAAGUGGACCAAAGAACAACCCAACAUCGCGGUAGGAGAUAUGGUUGUGAUAAAAGAGAACAAUACAAGUCCGUUAGUAUGGAGGUUAGGUAGGGUGACGGGUGUUAUUCUUGGCAAGGAUAAAAUUGCGCGCGUAGCCCAGUUGCACACUAUUAACGGACAGAUUACUAGGCCAAUCGUGAAGCUGGUAUUAUUACCAACGUCAUGACUCCUUGAGCACAUAUUCAUUAUUUCCCUAGUCUAAAUAUUAAGUUCCUAUGUUUCCUUACCAUAUAUAUAUAUAUAUAUUUUUUAAUUAUACAAUAGUAUCUUUAUUUAUUAAUAAUUGAUUAUGUUGUAACUUAUAAUUAUUUUUUUAAUUAUUUUUUCCUUAUUCAACUGUUAUUGUAGUUAAAUAAUAAGUUCUUUUUAUAUGUCAUAUCAUUAUUGUAUUUUAGUUGUGUGUUCUGUAAUUGUAGAUGUCAUUGUUGAUAAUUAAUGUUACCUUAAUUUAAUAAUCGUUUUGUUUUUUUUUUUUGAACCAUUUAAUUUAUGAAUGUCAUAACUGACCGUGAAGCCACAUUGGACGGAGAUCUACAACUCACUACACCAUUGAAAAAGUUAUCAUAAUGAUCACACCAUUAAGCCCUACCUUUUAACGUUCAUAUAGCAAUUAUAAGGGCUAGCCCUUCCAAGGGGGGAGUAUGUUGCGGCAAGUUAUGUGAUUAUGUUCAAUUUGCGGCCCGAAUGGAACCGGUUACAUAUAUUAAGUGGGGAUGCCGUUCGCUGUCCGGUAAGUCGUCGCCUUAUCUAGUUAGUCAACCAUUGCAUGGUCUAGUGAUUAGACCCAUCGGCGCCGCCACGAGUUUUUCCGCGACUUGCGGUAUUGUAAUGUAAAGGUGAAUUCCGUGGAUUUACCGGGCGCGUGAUCAUUAUAGUUUAUUCGUGUUUUGUCUCAUUCAAGCGAUUGAAGUUGGUUAAAUAUAACAGUAUAAUCCAAUCCUUGAUAUCAGCCCAGACAAAUUCCUUUCGAGUUUCUUAUUUAAUAAUUUAUUGGGGUUUCCUUGAAUUCAUAUCCUAAGUCAAUCAGGCCAACCGAGAUUUAGGAGCCUGUGGACG
Messenger RNA from Daktulosphaira vitifoliae (grape phylloxera), 2432 nucleotides. RefSeq lists its product as uncharacterized. The transcript is spliced from 2 exons. The record is from RefSeq and is a predicted model, not a curated record. Bases 25 to 1542 code for a protein of 505 amino acids. NCBI's taxonomy places the organism in Eukaryota, Metazoa, Arthropoda, Insecta, Hemiptera, Phylloxeridae. Gene Ontology annotation, biological process: DNA integration. Gene Ontology annotation, molecular function: nucleic acid binding.